AUGGCUUCCUCAAACACCAUUACUGUUACUCUUGGUCAGAUCGCCAAAAUGAUUGAUCACUCUCUCCUCCACCCCACCAUGACCGAUGCCGACAUUCUGGAAGGCCUUCGGAUUUCCAAAAAGUACAAUGUCGCCACUGCCUGCGUCAAGCCGUACUUGAUCCCCAUGGCCAAGAACGAGCUCGACGGCACCGACGUCCUCGUGUGCCCCGUCAUUGGCUUUCCCCACGGCAACAGCACCACCGACGUCAAGGUCUACGAAGCCACAGCUGCUGCCCAGGCCGGGGGCAAGGAGAUUGACAUGGUGAUCAACAUUGGCAAGGCGCUCGGCGGCGACUGGGAUUAUGUCAAGACGGAGAUUGAGGCCAUCAACAAGGCCGUUACCCAAAACGGCGCCAUUCUCAAGGUGAUUUUCGAAAACGACUAUCUCCAGGAGGAACACAUUAUUCGUCUGUGCGAGAUAUGCUCCGAGCUAGACGUUGCCUUUGUCAAGACAUCUACAGGCUACGGAUUCGUCAAGCAGCCCAAUGGACAAUACUCUUACAAGGGCGCGACGGUACCUCAUCUUGCUCUAAUGCGCAAGCACUCCAAGCCGGGGGUUCAGGUCAAAGCGGCGGGAGGCGUAAGGACACUGGAUGACUUGUUGCACGUCAUGUCCCUCGGCGUGACGAGAAUUGGGGCCACGGCAACCAUAGCCAUCAUGGAGGACGCUGCCAAGCGUGGCAUCACUAGUGAGCCGACCACGGUCGAGUUCAAGCCUAUUGCCGGAGAAAGCUCUGGGGGAUAUUAA
Messenger RNA from Pestalotiopsis fici W106-1, 789 nucleotides. RefSeq lists its product as uncharacterized. Gene Ontology annotation, cellular component: cytoplasm. Lineage: Eukaryota; Fungi; Ascomycota; Sordariomycetes; Amphisphaeriales; Sporocadaceae. The record is from RefSeq and is a predicted model, not a curated record. Gene Ontology annotation, molecular function: deoxyribose-phosphate aldolase activity. Gene Ontology annotation, biological process: carbohydrate catabolic process; deoxyribonucleotide catabolic process. The transcript has a single exon. The coding region runs from base 1 to 789 and encodes 262 amino acids.